AACCCUCCAAAAUCUCCCAAUCUCUUCAGCCUUUUUACUGUCAACACAAAAAGAAGAAGCAGAAAGAAAGAAAGAAAGAAGAAGAAGAAGAUAGAAAUCCUUCCAUACUUACAUAUUCCAAAGCUUCCAAAGGGGAAAUGGACAGGCUAAACUCGAAGCUGUACCUGGAGAACUGCUACAUCAUGGCAGAAAAUGAAAGGCUGAGGAAGAAAGCUGAGCUUCUGAACCAAGAAAAUCAAGAACUGUUGAAUGAGCUGAAGCACAGGCUUUCACAGGGCAACAAUGGAGGUGGAAACAGCAGCAAUCCCAGAGGGAAAAACUCCAGUAAUUCUGCAGCUUCUUCCCAUUCCAAAUCCAGCAAGAAGUGAAAGUAAAAAAAAAAAAAAAAACACCAAAUUUCCCCAGAAACCAAUCAACUAGCUGUUUAGAAUCAUCAUCAAUUGGCUUUUCAUUUUCUGAUUCUCAUCUUCUGGGAAAAGUUCUUUAGGAGGUAUAGGAAGCAAUCAAACCAACCAAAACAGAAGGUAGUUUUUAUGGUUAUUAUUGGUCUGGCAGUUUUUUGAUUCAUGUUAGGACAAUAUAUAUAUAUAUAAUAUAUGUAGUUUAUGAUGUUCUGUUCUUGUUCCCUGUUUUUGGAGUCUCUUGCUCUUCAAUUCUGUCAAAAUCUCUCAGCUAGAAAGAAAUAUAUCACUGUAGUAUAUUAUCCUUCAUCUCUCAA
Messenger RNA from Ipomoea triloba (trilobed morning glory), 718 nucleotides. RefSeq names its product protein LITTLE ZIPPER 3. Bases 138 to 368 code for a protein of 76 amino acids. Lineage: Eukaryota; Viridiplantae; Streptophyta; Magnoliopsida; Solanales; Convolvulaceae. The transcript has 2 exons. The record is from RefSeq and is a predicted model, not a curated record.